AUGGGAAUGGUUGCAAUCCAAUCCAAAAGAGUCUCACGUGACUGUUGUAAAGAGGAUACUAAGAUUCUAUGUUGGAACAUUAGGGGGUUGAAUAGGUGUGAUAAGCAGCUAAAGGUGAAGAUAAUGCUUAAUCUUCACCACAUUAAACUAUUCAGCCUUCUGGAAACCAAGAUAAAGGCUCCAAAAUUGGGUGACCUUUAUCUGAACUUGUGUCCUGGGUGGAAUUUCACCACCAACUUAAGUUGUUGUUCUUCUAGCAGGAUUGUGAUUGGUUGGGAUCCUUCCUCUUUUAAUCUCAACAUUCUAGCCAUGACCAACCAGAGUGUUCAUUGUGAACUGACUUCUCUUAGUACUUGUCUCAAAUUUUGUGUGACUUUCAUCUAUGGGAUGAAUGAUAAGGCUGACAGAGCCAAAUUGUGGGAUCACCUGUGUGACAUUGCCCUUAACUGCAGCUCAGCUUGGGUAGUCAUGGGAGAUUUUAAUGCUCUCAUGGACAUUGAUGACAGAAUUGGAGCCCCUGUUAGAUUGAAUGACAUUCAACCAAUGAGAAACUGUAUGAAUUCCUGUCAAUUGGAUACAAUCAAAACCACUGGUAGACUUUACACAUGGACCAACAAGCAGGAGGGGAUUUCUAGAGUGUUCUCUAGAAUUGAUAGAGUAUUGGCAAAUUCACAAUGGGGUGACAUGUUUCCUGAUGCAGAAGCUAACUUCCUUCCAAAGGGGGAUUUCGAUCAUUGCCCCAUGGUCCUUUGCUGCUUUCCAACUAUACAUGUCAAGAGGCCUUUUAGAUUUUACAAUGUGUGGACAACCUCUGAUAGGUUCAUUAGUCUUGUGGAACAGAACUGGAAAAAGAGUGUUCAUGGGUGCCCUAUGUUCAGACUUACACAGAAACUCAAGUGGCUCAAAACUGAUCUCAAAGCUCUUAACAAGCAAAGUUUCAAUGAUGUUGAAGCUGAUGAUCUCAAAAUGCACGGCCUGCUUCUAGAAGCUCAAUCUAAAAUGCACGCAGACCCUAGAAACACCAGUUUAGCCACAUUGGAGAAAGAAGCUGCUGCAGCUUACCUCAAAGCUCACACUGCCUACACUUCUUUCAUUCAACAGAGAGCUAAGAUUGACUGGUUGGAGUUUGGUGAUGAGAAUUCUAGACUCUUCCACCAGAGCAUCAAACAAAGGAGAAAAAAAACAGUAUUCACUCCAUACAUUCCCAGUCUGAUGAAUGGAUCCAGUCCCCACAGGGAGUGA
Molecule: messenger RNA, 1242 nt
Organism: Spinacia oleracea (spinach)
Lineage: Eukaryota; Viridiplantae; Streptophyta; Magnoliopsida; Caryophyllales; Amaranthaceae
Exons: 1
Coding region: 1-1242 (413 amino acids)
Molecular function (GO): catalytic activity
Source: RefSeq, a predicted model, not a curated record